This is a messenger RNA of Rhinolophus ferrumequinum (greater horseshoe bat), 1564 nucleotides long. It is a transcript of the gene TMEM121, whose product is annotated as transmembrane protein 121. The record is from RefSeq and is a predicted model, not a curated record. Bases 252 to 1211 code for a protein of 319 amino acids. Lineage: Eukaryota; Metazoa; Chordata; Mammalia; Chiroptera; Rhinolophidae. The transcript has 2 exons.
CGCAGCGGAACUGACCGGCGGCAGAGCGGUGGAGGAGCGCGGCCUCGGCCCGGCGGAGGCUUGGCGGGCCCGCCGGGCGCAGCAUCUGGCCGGCGGGUUCCAAGCUCGCGGGCCGGGAGCGGUGGUGCCUUGGGGGCGGCUGAACAGGCCCUGCGGCGCCAUGCCUGCGGGUUGAGCACCGCGGCUGCCGGGCCUCGUCCCACCUCGCGUGGGGGCCGCGCGCGCCCAGGCCGGGGUCCCGGCGGCCCACCAUGGUGCUGCCGCCCCCGGACCGGCGCCACGUGUGCCUGACUACGCUGGUGAUCAUGGGCAGCAUGGCGGUCAUGGACGCGUACCUGGUGGAGCAGAACCAGGGCCCGCGUAAGAUCGGCGUGUGUAUCAUCGUGCUGGUGGGCGACGUGUGCUUCCUGCUGGUGCUGCGCUACGUGGCCGUGUGGGUGGGCGCCGAGGUGCGCACGGCCAAGCGCGGCUACGCCAUGAUCCUCUGGUUCCUUUACAUCUUCGUGCUGGAGAUCAAGCUCUACUUCAUCUUCCAGAACUACAAGGCGGCGCGGCGGGGCGCGGCCGACCCGGUGGCUCGCAAGGCGCUGACGCUGCUGCUGUCCGUGUGUGUGCCCGGCCUCUUCCUGCUGCUCGUGGCGCUCGACCGCAUGGAGUACGUGCGUACCUUCCGCAAGCGCGAGGACCUGCGCGGACGCCUCUUCUGGGUAGCGCUGGACCUGCUGGACCUGCUGGACAUGCAGGCCAGCCUUUGGGAGCCGCCGCGCACCGGGCUGCCGCUGUGGGCCGAGGGCCUCACCUUCUUCUACUGCUACAUGCUGCUGUUGGUGCUGCCGUGCGUGGCGCUCAGCGAGGUCAGCAUGCAGGGCGAGCACAUCGCGCCGCAGAAGAUGAUGCUCUACCCAGUGCUCAGCCUCGCCACCGUCAACGUGGUGGCCGUGCUGGCGCGCGCCGCCAACAUGGCGCUCUUCCGCGACAGCCGCGUCUCAGCCAUCUUCGUUGGCAAGAACGUGGUGGCGCUCGCCACCAAGGCUUGCACCUUCCUGGAGUACCGCCGCCAGGUGCGCGACUUCCCACCGCCGGCGCUCGCGCUAGAGCUGCAGCCUCCGCCCCCGCAGCAGCGCAACUCUGUGCCGUCAUCCCAGCCGCUGCAUGGCCCGCCCGGUCGCCCUCGCGGGCCCUCGCCCACGCGCGACGCCCUGGAAACGUGACAGGGCCCUUGCAGCUCCAGGGAAGCCCCCGGGGCGCAGACAUUGGGCGGUGGGGCGCGCAGUUUGCAUGGGAUGGGGUGGGGGCGGCUCCCCAUGGGGCCAGGUGCGGCUCUUCAUCUCAGGGACCCCUUGGAUCAGGCUGCCCCUCGCCGGUGGGUCGGUGUGUGCAGCCUGGCCUGCAGUGGAAGGGCCCUCCCCAGCCUGCUGGGGCCUGGGUGGGAAGGGAGGACGGUGGUGGAGGUCUGGUCCCUGGGGGGGGGGGGUCCCUUGGUGGUGGCCUCUGGCUCAGAGUUUGGGGUCAAGGAGGCCUCUGUCAUUUUAAAGACUCGUGUUUACAGUUUUGUAUCCAAAGG